This is a messenger RNA of Psammomys obesus (fat sand rat), 2064 nucleotides long. It is a transcript of the gene Ebag9, whose product is annotated as estrogen receptor binding site associated antigen 9. Lineage: Eukaryota; Metazoa; Chordata; Mammalia; Rodentia; Muridae. The record is from RefSeq and is a predicted model, not a curated record. Gene Ontology annotation, cellular component: secretory granule. The coding region runs from base 372 to 1016 and encodes 214 amino acids. The transcript is spliced from 7 exons.
CCGGGUCAGGGUGACCUGUGGGGCGAGCCCAGCGGGGCCGGGAGCCGGCGUGGCCGCGUGCCCUCGCCAUGCGGCGCUCACGCGAGAGACCGGCCUGUGGAAAAGCCCCACGUCCAGUCUCCCCCGAUGGCAGUGUGCCGCCUUCCUGCCCUCCCUCCACGGGCCUCGCCCCUCUCGGGCCCGAUCUGCCCCACAUCCAAAUCCCAGCCCACCCGGCUUCCAGCUCCAGCGAGUGUGGAGCGCCUCACGUGACGCCCGCCACGGGGCGUGGGAUUGCGUAACCUGAAGGCUCGCGCGUGUGUGGUUUUGCUCAUCUGUGCAGUGGGUAUGAUUUUUUUUGCGUCAGGACAGUCUAGGUUUUGGUUUUCACCAUGGCCAUCACUCAGUUUCGGUUAUUUAAAGUUUGUACCUGCCUAGCAACAGUAUUCUCAUUCCUAAAGAGAUUAAUAUGCAGAUCUGGCAGAGGAAGGAAAUUAAGUGGAGACCAAAUAACUUUGCCCACCACAGUCGAUUAUUCGUCUGUCCCUAAGCAGGUAACAGAUGUGGAGGAGUGGACUUCCUGGGAUGAAGAUGCACCCACAAGUGUAAAGAUCGAAGGAGGGAAUGGGAGUGUGGCAGCACAACAGAAUUCUUUGGAACAACUGGAACCUGACUAUUUCAAGGACAUGACACCAACUAUACGGAAAACUCAGAAAAUUGUCAUUAAGAAGAGAGAACCAUUGAAUUUUGGUAUCCCAGAUAGUAGUACAGGUUUUUCCAGUAGAUUGGCGGCUACACAAGAUAUGCCUUUUAUUCAUCAAUCUUCAGAAUUAGGUGACUUAGAUACCUGGCAAGAAAAUACCAAUGCAUGGGAAGAAGAAGAAGAUGCAGCCUGGCAAGCAGAAGAAGUUCUGAGGCAGCAGAAAAUUGCAGACAGAGAGAAGAGAGCAGCAGAACAACAAAGGAAGAAAAUGGAGAAGGAAGCUCAGCGUCUAAUGAAGAAGGAGCAAAACAAAAUCGGUGUGAAGCUUUCCUAACACACGCUAGCUCAUGCUGUCCCAGUGCCAGUAGGAGAAGUCUGGGCCCACAGCCUACACAACAAGCCUUUGUAUGGACUGGAGAGUACUUUCAGAAUACAGACACACUGCUUGAUCCUAAUGUGUUUAUUGAGCCAUCCAGGACACCAGGACUCUCCCACUGAACUACUAGUAAUCAAGACUCAAAACACAAAAAUUAUGAGACAAUUAUUUUCUUCAACAUGUUCCAAAUAUAAGACAAUUGUUUGCUGUAGAGAAGUUAUUUCAAAUGGAAUAUACCAGACCAGUACCUCUCAAGCUAGUGUUUCUAGCUGAAUAAAUGGGUGUAAAUAAUUUUAUGGUGGAAGAGUACUCUGCUAUCUAUUAUGCUUUCAUUCAUUGUGCAUAAUUUUAAAAUAAUUUUAAUAGUCUUUUAUUUACAUGAUCACUUGACAUAAAUUAAACUGUAGAUAGGGCUUCAUACCCUUCUUAAUUUUGUUUUCAGGUAGUGUUGAUAUAUUUUCUGUAAUUUGAACUGCCACUGUUUGGUACAACAUUAAGGAAUAUGAUUUGGGUUUUCAAAAAAAUAACAUUAAAUGCAAUAAUUUAUUUAUCAAAUAAUUUGUAUAUUCUUACUUUCUUUUGGCCAGUAUUAUAAUGUUAUACAGAGCUGUAAUUUAUAUUGCAUGUAAAUGUUGAAAAUCAGCUGCAAUGAUAAGUUUGUGUGACUUAAGAACUAGGAUUAGUAGAUUUUCCCUUUCAUUACAGAUGUCAAGAUGUUAACAGUUUUCAUCCUUCUUAAAAGCCAUUCAUUUUCAAAUGCAGAAAGCCUUCAGUUUUAAUUGAUUUUUGAAUGUCUCUUUUUUGAUAUAUAUAUAUCUUACAUAAUAUAAUGCAGGGUACCUAUUCUUUUGGCUAGAUAACAUUACUGAUUCAUUACAAACCAAAUUUUUUUUUUGUUUGUUUGUGAUAUUGGUUGACUUGUUUAAAGAGAUAUUUGCCUAUUGUAUUUUAUGGGGAAAACACAUCUCACAGUUUAAAAUUCCAUUAAAUUUUUUUCACCAUUAAA